This is a messenger RNA of Sugiyamaella lignohabitans, 1554 nucleotides long. RefSeq names its product glutathione synthase (gene GSH2). Gene Ontology annotation, cellular component: cytosol. Bases 1 to 1554 code for a protein of 517 amino acids. The record is from RefSeq and is a predicted model, not a curated record. Lineage: Eukaryota; Fungi; Ascomycota; Dipodascomycetes; Dipodascales; Trichomonascaceae. Gene Ontology annotation, molecular function: ATP binding; glutathione synthase activity; glutathione binding. Gene Ontology annotation, biological process: glutathione biosynthetic process. The transcript has a single exon.
AUGGCUGGAGGUAAUGAGGUACAAUAUCCACCUCGAGUGUCUCAUCAAAAUGAAGCAAAUAUUGUGAGAUACAUCCAGGAUUGGUCUUUGGCUAAUGGACUGGUCCUCUUAUCUGGUGAGUUAAAUGGAAGCGGCAUUCCUGCUCCAGUGACUGUGUUUCCCUCUCCUUUUUCUAAAUCUGCAUUUAAUGAAGCUUUACUUGUUCAAAAGGGUUAUAACGAUAUUUACCAUGAGAUUGUGAAAGAUGAACAGUGGCUGCUUAAGGAAUUGUCUGAACUCGGAAAGUAUGAUCCAGACUUCACUGGUCGAUUGCUUGAUAUUCAUCUGAGAGUGCAGAGAGAGGGCCCCUCUCAAUCAUUGACCGGAGGCUUGUUCCGUUCUGAUUAUAUUAUACAUAGUAAUUCCGACAAGUCAGGUGGUCAAAUCAAACAGGUUGAGUUCAAUACUGUUUCUGUUUCAUUUGGUGGUUUGUCCUCCAAGCUGUCCGAAUUGCAUAACUACCUGGUCGCUGCUGAUGUUUACAAUCUUUCCAUUCAGGGUCUUCCUGCCCUUGACAAGAACUCUAUUCCCAUCUCCAAAUCUCUCGUGAAACUAUCUUCGUCAUUGGCUGAGAUGCAUAAGGCAUAUAUUACUCGAGAAGGUAGGGACCAAGGCACUGCCAUACUGUUUGUAGUCCAACCAGGUGAGAGGAAUGCUCUUGAUCAACGAUUGCUAGAGUUUGAGCUUUUUAACUCUCAUGGCAUAAAGUCUUAUAGAUUGACACUAGAGCAUGCACGAACCAAGUUGACAAAGACCACUUCAGGGUCGUCUAAGCUUCUCAAGCAUGUUGCAAGUGAUUCUGAAAUUUCUGUGGUAUACUACAGGAGUGGAUACGGGCCGUCAGACUACCCAACUGAGAGAGAGUGGUCUGCACGCUACUUCUUAGAGAAUUCUCACGCAAUUAAAUGCCCAUCGGUGCUGACGCAACUUUCAGGGGCUAAGAAGAUCCAACAACUACUUACUGACACUCCUAUUUUCAAUAGAUUUGCCAAGUUUUCCAAGUCUACUUUAGAAGAUAGCUUGGUUUUAGAGGCUAAAGGAACGGAAACUAUCGAUACUAAGGACUUUUUACUUAAGAAGAUUCUCGACACAUUUGUGAAAAUCUACCCUCUCGAUGAGUCGGAAAGGGGUCUGGAAGCCCGUAAGCUUGCUUUUGAUUCACCUGAGAAGUUUGUGCUGAAACCUCAGAGAGAAGGAGGUGGAAACAAUGUUUAUAGAAGGAACAUUCCCUCGUUCUUGACUAGUAUACCAAAGAAAAACUGGGGGGCAUAUAUAUUGAUGGAACUAAUCGAGCCAGCUGAGAACAAGAACAAAAUCCUAAGAAUGGGAGAAGUUUAUAGUGGUAACGUUGUAUCUGAAUUGGGUGUCUUUGGAGGAGUGCUUUGGGAUACAAAGACUGGAGAAUCUUACUUGAAUAGUAACUCAGACUGGUUGCUGAGAACCAAGCUUGAAACCAGUGACGAAGGUGGUGUCGCAGCUGGUUUUGGUUGCAUUGACUCUGUAUAUUUAGUUUAA